AUGGCGCCGUCUGCAAUUCCCACCCCCGCUCCUCCUCCCUCCGCCUCCCCCUCCCCCGAUGCCGAGCUGCUGCAGCUCCUGCAGCAGCUCGAAGCGCCGCUCAAGAACCUCCCCCAGCUCGCCCACGACUUCGAAGCCACCUUCCACGACCUCGCCCUCACCUCGACGACGCAGUUCCUGCCCACGCCCGUGCGCGUGCUCCCUAGCGGCGACGAGACCGGCCAGUUCCUCGCGCUCGACCUCGGCGGGACCAAUCUGCGCGUCGGUGUCGUCGAGCUCCUCGGCCGGCGCUCCCUCGACACUGGCGACGGCGAGCGACUCCGCAUCCCCACGCAGGGCAGCUGGAGCAUCCCGGAGCACCUCAAGUCCAGCACGGCCGAGGACCUCUUCCACUGGGUGUCUGAGCGCAUCCGUAACGUCCUGCGCGAGCAGCCGACAACGACGGCAGACGUGAUGGAGCUCGGCAUCACGUUCAGCUUCCCGAUGGAGCAGACGUCGCACACGUCGGCGCUGCUCAUGCCGAUGGGCAAGGGCUUCACCUUCACAAACACCAACGACCUCGCCGCGCUGCUCUCCACCGCCUACACGGCUACCUCAGCCGCGGGCGAGCCCGCGCUCCGCAUCGUCUCCAUCACGAACGACUCCGUCGCGACGCUGCUCUCCGCUGCCUACGCGCACGCCACCCCGUGCUCCAAGACGGCCGCCGGCAUCAUCGCGGGCACAGGCACAAACGCCACCUGCAUGUGUCCCGUGUCGAAGCUGCACGCCUCCAAGCAGCCCCCCGGCGACAGCGGCGACGGCGGCAUGCUGCUGAACACGGAGUGGAGCAUCCGCGGCACCGCGCCGCCGCUGGCCCCCUACGUGACGGCGUGGGAUCGGCGCCUCGACGCGGGAAACGAGAAGCCCGGCUUCCAGCCGCUCGAGGAGAUGGUGGGCGGCCGGUACCUCGGCGAGCUGGUGCGGCUGGUGGGUCUCGACGUGUUUCCGCGCGAUGCGCUGCCCGCGGCGAUGCACCGCGCGUACGGCGUGGACACGAAGCUGUGCGGCGAUGUCGAGGCGGCGGCUACCGACGCGGAGGCACUGGCGCUGCUGGCUGACUACUUCAGCGCCGAUGGCGGGUGGGGUCUCGGACUGGGGGCGGCGGCGACGUUUAGGCGCGUGUGUGGCGCAGUUAGUACGCGGGCGGCGGCGCUUGUUGCGGCGGCGACGGUGGGCGUGUUGGGGAUGAACGAUGAGCUGGGGGACGGCGUGAAUAUCGUCGUGGGGUAUACGGGGACUAUACUGGAGAGGUAUCCGGGGUUUAAGGAGCGCUGCGAGGGGUUUAUGAGGGAGAUUGUGAGGAAGAGGAGGGGGGGCGAGGACGGGGCGACUGUGACGCUGGUGGAGGCGAGGGAUGGGGGCAUUUUGGGGGCGGCGGUGUUGGCGGCUAUGGUGAAGGGGGGGAGCACAUAG
Messenger RNA from Morchella sextelata, 1452 nucleotides. RefSeq lists its product as uncharacterized. The record is from RefSeq and is a predicted model, not a curated record. The coding region runs from base 1 to 1452 and encodes 483 amino acids. Gene Ontology annotation, biological process: glycolytic process; glucose 6-phosphate metabolic process; intracellular glucose homeostasis. Gene Ontology annotation, cellular component: mitochondrion; cytosol. The transcript has a single exon. Gene Ontology annotation, molecular function: D-glucose binding; ATP binding; glucokinase activity. Lineage: Eukaryota; Fungi; Ascomycota; Pezizomycetes; Pezizales; Morchellaceae.